Messenger RNA from Sipha flava (yellow sugarcane aphid), 3247 nucleotides. RefSeq names its product trichohyalin-like. Bases 24 to 2753 code for a protein of 909 amino acids. NCBI's taxonomy places the organism in Eukaryota, Metazoa, Arthropoda, Insecta, Hemiptera, Aphididae. The record is from RefSeq and is a predicted model, not a curated record. The transcript is spliced from 4 exons.
CCGAACGGCCGACUGCGGUAGAGAUGACGACUUCUGGCGAGACGACCGCGGCGGCGGCCACAGAAGCUGCAGGCGUGCGAGCCGUGGCCUUAGCGCUGCUCGUCACAGUGGCGUUCAGCUGUGCGUUUUUCUACAUGAUGCGUUGGGCAGCGUCCACGUCGUCUUACGAACGCCGACGCAGGUCAUCGCGUCACCAGCGCGGGAAUACGGGUGACGGUUACGUGGCGACGGCGAAGCACAAGAAAUCCACGUCGGCCGUUCCCCAGCGAAAAAAGAACAGCAGCGGCAAACAUGCAGUUACCAGGCCGACGGCAUCUACCAACAUCACCGGCACUGUGAUCGGUAACAGUCCCGUGAACUCCGGCACUAGAAACGGUGACAAAAAGAAGAGGAGGGCAGCGGCGGAUGACGGUGAUUCGGUCGGUGCCGUGCGCAAAACGAACAUCGCCGCCCCGGUCGCCGGAAGCGACACGGCGACUGACUCUUUUAUCAGCAGCAGCGAACGGAACCGCCGGGCUCGCCGACAAAGGCAACAGGAACAGUCCCGCAGCGGUGGCGAUAGUUCGACCAACAGCGGUGAUUGUAACUCCGGAACAAUAACGUCGACGACCACUACGGAUAACGAAGGCCAUCGUCGCCGCUCGUCGUCCUGGUCUUCGCACAGCCACGUUGAAGAGGAUCACCUCGUAGCGGACGAUCCGAUUGCGGCGAACAACGACCUGUCGUUGUUCGCGGACGAUGACCAAGACCAAGGCGAAUGGAUCACUAUGACUAAUGGUGCACCUGUUACUACAUCGGUGUUUGCUAAUAGUGGUGUUGGUGAAUCAAACAGACGAAAACAGUACCAACGGCGAGAGGAAAAUAUUUCAACAGCUAAUCUAUCUAAAUUUGAACGUCGUCGGCCCCAGAGUGAUAAAGAACAACAGCAAUCGGAGAAACAACAUCAACGACAACAAGAGAAGCAACGGCGUGACAAGCAACAACGACGACGUGAUAAUCCGUUACAACAGCAGCAACAAAUAACCGAAUCGGCUAUCGUUACUACAUCCGCGACACCAGCGACGUCAGCAAAAGUGGCCACUGAUAAGCCACUCCAGCAGAAUCGUCAAGAUAUCAAAAAGUCAAUAGCUUGUGAGUCAAAUUCUGCCGUUGUAAUGACGGAAAAACGAUUACGAAAUGAAUAUGAUAUAUCAUUAAAAACAUUACGAGCCGAGCACGAUAAAGAUUUAAUGGCGUUGAAAGCUGAACACGAAACAAUGGCUAAACGACUACGUACAGAAAACGAAGGCUUGCGGUCCAAACAUAAUGCAGUGGUAGAGCGUUUACGUGUAGCUGAACGCGAAGCUGCGACAACAAAACGAUUACGGGCUGAGCAUGAAAUGGUAACGAAAGCCUUACACGAAGAAAAAGACGUGCAGCUGGCAGCAUUGCAAACUAAACACAACACUGCGAUAAAUGCAUUGCGUACGGAGAUUGAUCAUCUGCGAAAAACCGUUGUUCAAGAUACGUCGGUGCCCCAAAAUACCGUAGAUAAGGUGACGUGUGUGGAAUAUGAAACCAUAAUCCGUGGUUUGCGAGAAAAAAACGAAAAUAUGCAAACAGAGCAUGAUGUCACUAUCCAAAAACUACGCACUGAACAUGAAACGACAGUCCGAAACCUGCGUGAAGAAAAUGAAAAGACGCGCUUGAAUCAUAAAAGCACGAUAAAAGGACUUCGCGCUGAACACGAAACCGCUAUGAAAGGACUUCGAUCCGAGUACGAAACCGUUAUAAAAAAUCUUCAGGCUGAGCAUGAAACUGCUAUAAAAAAACUUCAGACCGAGCAUGAGACCACAAUGAGAAAAUGCCAAGCUGAUCAAGAGACGGCGAUCAAAAAACUUCGGACUGAGCACGAUAAUGUGAUCAAAGAAAUUCAGGCUAAACAUGAGACCGCGAUAAAAAGUGUACGUGCUGAACUUGAAAAUCUACAGCACACCGCUGUCCAAAGCCUGCAAGAAAAUUACGAAGCUAGAAUCGAGACUUUACUUGCUGAGCAUAAGGUUUCAAUCCAGAGAAUGUGUGAAGAAAAUCAGAAUCUGAGUAAAAAAUAUGAAACCCAAAUUACUAAUAUACGUGAAGAAAAGGCUAAUCUACUUAUGGAGAAUGAAGCCACGAUCAAAACGUUACGGACUCAGCACGAGGCCGCAAUCAAGACUUUGCAGACUCAACACGAGGUCGCGAUUAAGGCAUUACAAGAUGAAUGCGAAACUGCAGUGGGAAAAGCACGUGAUCUUAAUGAUAAAGAAUCGGUCUUAAUAAAACGUUUACAGGAGCAACACCAGACCGAGAUCGAGCAACUUAAACAACAACUAGUCGAGCAACAGCAACAGUUUAGCACUAGCACAGUUUCGGAGAAUCGGCAGACGGGGAAAAACGGUCACAAAGAAAAUGAAUCCGAUGCCACCGAAAAGUUGCGUCUGGAAACGCAAAUUCAAAGACUGCACCGAACCGUAGCACAUUACAAGCAGAUUAUUAAUGAUACGGAACAAAUGUUGAGUCGAUUACAUGGGCAUGUAGAACGCGAAGAGUCACGAUGGUCACAGCAUGCGUCUGACUUACAGCGACAACUAGACGAGGCGCAUCGUCAACUGAAUGAUCGAAUAAUCCGGCAAAGUAAUCGUCGUAAUAAUAACAGGCAAAAGAAUCACGAUGACAGUGAAGAUGAAGACUAUAAGGAGGAUAGUAAAGUUUUGACGGAGACAGUAGUGAAAUGAAAAUAUUACACCAGCUGCCGUGUUGGUUAAUUAUUAAGAUAAUUUUCGCGAAAUUCGUUCAAAAUUUAAACCUCGGACAGGGAAGUUUAUAUGUUAUAAUGAUAAAAUAAAAAGACAAUAAACCGCGCAUGUGUGCGCAUAAUAUCAUAUUUUUUUUUAAAUAUAAAUUAUGAUAAUAAUAAUAUUAUUUUUAAUUUUAUUUAUUACUAUACUAUGCAUAAUAUGUGCGUCGUGAUAAACUAUUAUGGUGUAUUGUACAUAACUUUUUAUUUUUUAAAAUUAUCAGUAUUACCACCUCGCGUGUAACCAUAUAAAUUGUAUCAUCAUUGUUCAUGGUGGCAGUCGUUAUUGUCUGUAUUUCGUGUAUGUACUUGUUUUUUAAAUUUUUUUUAUAAAUUUGUAUCAUUAUAUAAUUUUAAGUUACAUGAGCACAAGUAUGUUUCAUGUAUUAUGGUUUAUGACCCACUUGCGUUUUGUUAUAAAAUCAUAUAUUA